AAGAAAGAUCCUGGAAUACCUAAUUUGUAUCCUUUCAAGGAGCAAUUACUGCGUCAAAUGGAAGAAAGAAAAUUACGGAUUGAACAAGAUCGAGAGAGACGCAAGUUAGAAAGACAUGAAGAACUUAGUAAACGUAGAGACUUGAAAAGCAUACAAGCCGAUGCUGAACGCCGAGCUGAAGAAUUUAAUAAUAGGCAUUCAAUGCAAGAUUCUAAUAAAAAAUCUCAUUUUUUUUUUAUAGAACAAUCUAGGAAGCAAUAUUACAAAGAAUUUAAAAAGGUUGUUGAAGCAGCUGAUGUGAUAUUACAAGUAUUAGAUGCUCGUGAUCCACUUGGGUGCAGAUGCUUAGAGGUAGAACGUGCUAUUUUUUCAUCUGGAUCUAAAAAGAAACUAGUAUUGCUAUUAAAUAAAAUUGAUUUAAUUCCUCGUGAUAAUAUCGAAAAAUGGCUUAAGUAUCUCAGGAAUGAGCUACCAGCCAUAGCCUUUAAAGCAUCAACUCAAUCUCAAAAAGAUCAUAUUGCUAGGAGUAAAGUUGCUGUCACCACAGCUUCAAAAAAUUCAUUAAAUGCAAGUAUUUGCUAUGGAGCAGAUACUCUCAUGAAAUUAUUGUCUAAUUACUGCCGUAAUUUAGGCUUGAAAACUUCAAUUACGGUUGGUGUUGUCGGAUUGCCUAACGUUGGAAAGAGCAGUGUUAUCAAUAGCUUGAAAAGAUCUAGAGCAUGCACAGUCGGAUCAGAGCCAGGAGUAACAAAGAAUAUGCAAGAAAUCAACUUAGAUAAGCACAUAAAGUUAUUAGAUAGCCCCGGAAUUGUUAUGAGCAAGCGCAAUGACAAUACUGGAUUAAUUUUAAGAAAUUGUGUCAAGCUGGAUGAAGUCCAAGAUCCGAUCCCUGCUGUAGAAGCUAUCUUGAAAAGAUGUAACCGUCAACAGAUUAUGGAAAAGUACUGUAUUCCUGAAUAUAAUAAUGUUAAUGAUUUCCUGUCUCUUCUUGCGCAUCGACUGGGCAGACUAAAGAAAGGUGGAAUUCCAAACGUUGAGGCUGCCGCUAAAAGUAUUCUUACCGACUGGAAUAGUGGAAAGAUAUCCUACUAUACGCACCCACCGGAGCAACAUAAACUGCCUUCCCACAUUUCUGCUGAGAUUGUCACUGAAUGGAGUCAAGCCUUUGAUAUUGUUAGUUCCGCAUUAACAAUAACCAGGACGUUAAUCCAUCUUUGA
This is a messenger RNA of Trichoplax adhaerens, 1218 nucleotides long. RefSeq lists its product as uncharacterized. The transcript has 15 exons. Gene Ontology annotation, molecular function: GTP binding. Lineage: Eukaryota; Metazoa; Placozoa; Uniplacotomia; Trichoplacea; Trichoplacidae. Gene Ontology annotation, cellular component: nucleolus. The record is from RefSeq and is a predicted model, not a curated record. The annotation marks the transcript as partial.